UGACUAUAACUCUCUCUCUCUCUCUCUCUCUCUCUCAAGUUUAGUUAGUUGGACUAUAAGGAACUGCGCUUCUUGUGAAAAUCAUAACUGAAGCAGCUUGGUUGCUCCUCUCUCACACACAAUGAAAUGAUUCCCUUGUGAGGACCAGUUAUAUAAUUCAUAGCCAACAUUAGUCUCUCUCUCUCUCUCUCUCUCUCUCUCUCUCUCUCUCUCAAACUUAAGUUUCAUCAAUAUCUCCAGAACAUGGAGUUUGUAUCCUCUGCCUUGGAUGAAUUAUGCAUAACUGAACAAGGUAAAAGAGGGGGUAGGAUCGGUCAUCAGAGUCACAACAAUGACGACGAAUACGAGUCCAUUAACCUCCACGCCGAGAGGAGGAGACGGCAGAAACUCAGUGAACGCCUCCUCAUCCUACGUGCUUUGGUCCCAAACAUUACAAAUAUGAACAAAGCAACUAUUAUUGAGGAUGCCAUCACUUAUAUCCACGAGCUGCAGAAGACUGUGAACAUGCUCAAAGACCAGCUUUUUGAUAUGGAAGCUUCAGAAGAAGAGGCACCGGAGCCGAAGAAAGAAGAAAUUCAGGCUGCAGAAGAGAUGAAGAAAUUUGGGAUUCAGGCAGGGGUCAAUGUGACUCAGAUAGAUGGGAACAAACUUUGGGUAAAGGCAAUCCUUGAGAAGAAAAGAGGUGGGUUCACUAAACUGAUGGAGGCCAUGACUGCCUUUGGCUUUGAACUCACUGAUACCAGUGUCACUACCUCCAAUGGAGCAAUGCUUGUUUCAUCUUGUGUCAUGGGAUUCUACUGCGAAACGCUUGAAGUUGAGCAAACCAAGGAAUUGAUGCUAGAGAUCAUCAAUAGCAUAUAGAGCAAAUGGAAGCAUCAGAUAUUCUAUUCUAUUUACCCUUGAAACUAACAGAGUUUUCUGUUUUCUGUUUUCUGUUUUCAUGACUUGUUGAUUUCAAGUCAGAGGUCAGAUUGGAAUUAUUUACUAUUUAGUCAUUGUGUUUGGUAGCAAAUGGUAAUCCAGGACAUCAUUUAUGCAUCAUCUUCAUAUAUAUUGUACUGAUUAAAGAAAUGGCAAACUGCUGGCCUUGAGACAUUUGGUUAGGAACCAACAGAAGGGACAGAUUGAUCCCACUAAGGUGGUCAACAAUCUGGUUGAGACAUGAACUCAAAAGCAAAC
Molecule: messenger RNA, 1179 nt
Organism: Prunus avium (sweet cherry)
Lineage: Eukaryota; Viridiplantae; Streptophyta; Magnoliopsida; Rosales; Rosaceae
Product: transcription factor DYT1-like
Biological process (GO): regulation of DNA-templated transcription
Cellular component (GO): nucleus
Molecular function (GO): sequence-specific DNA binding; DNA-binding transcription factor activity; protein dimerization activity
Source: RefSeq, a predicted model, not a curated record